Messenger RNA from Pichia membranifaciens NRRL Y-2026, 5250 nucleotides. RefSeq lists its product as hypothetical. NCBI's taxonomy places the organism in Eukaryota, Fungi, Ascomycota, Pichiomycetes, Pichiales, Pichiaceae. Gene Ontology annotation, biological process: rRNA processing. The record is from RefSeq and is a predicted model, not a curated record. Gene Ontology annotation, cellular component: small-subunit processome; nucleus; nucleolus. Gene Ontology annotation, molecular function: RNA binding; protein binding. The coding region runs from base 41 to 5137 and encodes 1698 amino acids. The transcript has a single exon.
GGUUUUUCUUAUAGACAACAACACCAAAUAUCUACGAGCAAUGCCACCUAAGAGAAGAAGAGAGGAUCCAGAUGCUAAAGAGCAGAAAUCGUUGCUUUCCUCGGCAGCAGAAAUUGCUUUCCCCAGAGGUGGUGCUUCCAUCUUGACACCUAUGGAGAUGAAAGAAGUUGCAAAUGAAGCAAAGAGGGAUGUUCUUUUCGAACAGAAAAGUAAAUCUGAGGCUAGUGAAACUGUUUCGGAACAACCUUUGAAGAAGAGAUCGAGAGGGAAUAAGAAAUCGAAAUCUUUGAACCUUUUAUCUAAAGAUGAACAAGAAGAGGAAGACGCCAAAAAAAGUAUCACUGUUGAUUCUCUUUCGUACAACAUCUUGAAUCCUGGAUCAUACAUUUUGGGUAUGGUCCAAGAAAUAAAUAAAAUGGAACUUGUUCUUUCCUUACCAGACAAUCUUGUUGGUUAUGUUCCAAUCACCAACAUCUGUGCGGAACUCGUCAAACUACUAGAAGAAUUUGAUGACCAAGAAGAAUCUGACAGUGAGAGCGACAGUGAGAGUGAUAGUGGCGACGAAGAAAAGGAUGGCAGGAUAAGCAAGAAUGCAAAACAGGUGAAGGAAUUCCCGCUUCUUUCUGAUAGAUUCACAGUUGGCCAGUACUUAAGAGCGAAGGUUGUUCCUAAUACCAACGAAAAAGCAAAGAAGAGAAUCGAACUUUCUAUAGAGCCAGAGAAGGUCAAUGCACCUAUGGACACCAAGGAAGAUUUUAUUGCUGAUGCGAUUGUCCAAGCUUCAGUUGUCUCCUUGGAAGAUCAUGGUGCGAUUUUAAAGUUUGGCAAGAAGCAGAAGCUGUCUGGUUUUAUAUCCAAGAAAGAGCUUUCCUCUUUUUCUCCAAAUGUACAGAUUGGUUCUGUCAUCAUGGUGUAUAUUUCAAAUGUGAACCCAAGAACCGCCACAUGCAAGUUCCCUGUUGCCGUCGUCAAGAAGCAACCAAUGGUUUCAUCCGUUUCCACAAUCGAUGGAAUUCUUCCAGGUAUGCUUGUCGAUGCAGUCGUUGAGGACGUCACGUCAGAUGGGUUGGUCUGCAAGUCUCAUUCGCUAUGUCCAGCAUCUUUAUCUCUACAACAUUUGGGCCCUCUUCAAACCUUCGAAGAGCUGAAACACAACUAUGCUGUUGGAUCAACGAUCAAGGCAAGGGUUAUUGCCGUCUACAUGAAAAACGGCACUACAAAGGUAUCAUUAUCCGCUUUACCAGUUCAUCAGACUCUCACAUAUCCAGGAAAAGACGCUCUUGAGGCCUUCCCUAUUGGCCAUGUUUUUGAUAGUGUCACAAUUAAAGGUAAGAGCUCAAUUUUCUUCUUCAUUGAUUUGAUGUCAGGUGAGAUCCCUGGUGAAGUCCAUAAAUCAAGAGUUUCGAAAGGUACUGACUUGGAUAUGGAUUUCAAAAUUGGUUCCACACACAAAGCUAGAUUACUCAACUACUCAAUGUUUGACAAUUUGUACAUUUUAACCCUAGAUCAAGUGAAAAUUGAUGUGACUUACUUGAGAGCGAACGAUAUUCCAGUUGGUCACAAAAUAACAUGUGAGAUUGAAAAGGUAUCUGCUUCUGGAAUAACAGUGAAACUUGAAAAUGAUUUCAAAGCAACUGUGCCGGCAUUCCAAAUAAGUGACAUCAAACUAGUCUAUCCAGAAAGAAAGUUCAAAAUAGGUUCAAAAGUUAAAGCAAGAAUUUUAGAUGUUAGACCAUUUAAUUCGGGUGCUUCACUAUCAGCGACGCUAAAAAGAUCUCUGGUAAACGCAGAAGAGUCUGAUAUUGUAACAUCUUAUGAUGAUUUAACUCCUGAAAAGCGUGCUUUGGCUACUGUUGAGAAAAUACUGCCAAGCGGUUGUGUUGUUUCCUUUUUUGGUGGUGUGUCUGCCUUUUUGCCAAAUGCUGAAAUCAGUGAAUCGUAUGUCAAAAAUGCUUCUGAGUAUGUCAAGCUUGGCCAGACCGUUAAAGUUAGAGUUAUAUCUGUUGACACGAAGCAGAAGAAAUGUUUGGUCAGUUUGAGAAUAUCAAACGAAGUGUCUCAAGACCAAAUGUCCACAUUAGAAAAAUUAGUUCCAGGCAAAUCAGUUGUGAGCGCUGAAGUUGUUGAAAAGGAUAGAAAUACAGUUAUUGUCAAAAUUGAAGGCUCUGAUGUACGUGGAAUUAUAAAUAUAGGCCAAUUGUCAGAUGCACCAAUUGACGACUGCCGUGGUCUUUUAAAGAAGUUGAAGGUUGGUGAAAAGCUUGAAGCUCUUGUGUUGAUGAUCGAUAACCGGAAAAGAGGUGUUACGUUGUCCGCAAAACGUUCGUUGAUUAUUGAUGCUAAGAGCGGUAUCCUUCCAACAGAAUUCUCAGAUAUCUCCAUUUCCGAUACGGUUUUGCAUGGUUACGUUAAAACGGUGAUCCCAUCAGGUGUAUUUGUUAACUUUGGUAACAAUUUGACUGGCUUGGUUAUCCCUAGAUUCGCUUCAUUCAAGAAAAUCAAUGACUUAACCACCGCUUUUGCUGCUGAUCAAUCUGUAAGUUGUACAGUUGUCAAUGCUGAUGAAAACAACCACAGGUUUUUACUCUCUUUAUUGGUUGAAACUGCUAAUUCGAAGGAAAAGGCUGAAAAUCCAGUGGACAAAACUGUUAAGACAUUAGGUGAUUAUUCUGUUGGAAAAAUCACACAAGGUACUAUCAAAUCCAUUGAGAAAACACAUUUGUUAGUCAGAUUAAGUGAUAACCAAGAUGGGCGUAUUGAUAUCAGUGAAAUUUUUGAUAGCGUUGAAAAGGUCAAAGAUUUGAAGAACCCACUAGCUGACUUCAAAAUUGGACAAAAGUUGAAAAAAACCAAGGUUAUUGGUUACUUUGACUUAGAAAAAGCCAAGUUUAUUUAUUCAAAGAAAGCUAAAUCUAACCUAGUUGAAUUAACCAUCAAACCAAAAAACCUUGAAAACUCAGAAUUGAUUUAUCCUGCUUCAUUCAAAGACAUUAAGGAAGGUGAUGCUGUAUUAGGUUAUAUUUUGAGUGUGAAUAACGGAUAUUUCUGGUACAGCAUUUCCCCUGCUCAAAAAGCCAAGAUGUCUUUUGUUGAUGCUACUGACGAUGUUGAAAAACUUGAACAUUUCAGUGAAGAAUUCCAAGUCGGUACGAUUGUGCCUACUAAAGUAACUCAUGUUGAUAUUGAUCAUUUUGCUGUCAGUGUCUCUGGACGUAAGAAUACUAUAAGAUCAGCAGACGAAAUCAAGGUCGGUGAUGUUUUACCUUCCUUGAUUUUGAAUGUUAGAGACAACUCUGUUUUAGUGUCUUUGGGUGAAAAUUUGACUGCCGUUUCAAUGGUUACUGAUGCAUUAGAUGAUUAUACUUUACGCUUAAGUGAUAUUUUCCAUGUCGGUGAAUUUCACACAGCUACAGUUGUCUCCACUGACCGUAAAAUCUACGUUUCUUUGAGAAGUAAACAUCCUAAAGAUAGAUUGAUUAAUUCCGUCGAAGAUAUAAAGCGUGGUGACAUUGUUAGAGGUUAUAUCAACAAGAUUAACAAUACAGGUUUGUUUGUUGAUCUAGGAAGAUCUGUUUAUGCUUUGGUUCGUGUGUCAGACAUCUCAGAUUCAUUUUUGAAGAACUGGAAAGAAGGCUUCUCUGUCAACCAAUCCGUCAAAGGACGUAUCAUUGAAGCAAAUUCGGAAAACAGAGUUUUAUUGUCUUUGAAGAACAGUGUUGUGAAUGGAGAUCUACAAAACUUGAAAAUUUUUGCAGACUUGAAAGUCGGAGAUGUGUAUGAAGGUACGAUCAAGAAGGUGGAAGAGUACGGUGUAUUCGUUUCAUUGGAUGGUACUGACAAUGUGUCUGGUUUAUGUCAUCGUUCAGAAAUCACUGAUGCACCAGUUAAGAAUGCAGGUGAUAUCUUCAACGAAGGCGAACACGUCAAAGUCAAAGUUUUAGACAUCAACCACCAAAAGAAGCAACUGUCAUUGGGUAUGAAAGCCUCCUACUUCAAAGAAGAUGAAAAUGAAGAUGAGGAUGGUGAUUUGGUUAUGGCUGAUGACUCAGACAAUGAUGAAGAUGAAAAGAUGGAAGAUGCUCCAGAAAGCGAAGAUGAAAGCGAAGAUGAAAAUGAGGUUGAAGAGAAGAGCGAAGGCUUAUCAGAAAGUGUUGGCCUUUCAACCGGUUUAUCCACUGGCUUUGAUUGGACAGCAUCCAUUUUGGAACAAGCUAAAGAAGAAGAAUCAUCAGAUGAAGAGGAAGAGUUUGAGAAAAAGAUCAACAAAAAAUCGAAGAAGACAAAGGCUGAAGAGGCUGAAGACAAAACCGGAGACCUUUCUACCAGAACCCCUCAAUCUAUCUCCGACUUUGAAAGACUAUUGGUGGGAAAUCCAGAUUCUUCAAUCUUGUGGAUUCAAUACAUGUCAUUCCAGCUUCAAUUGAGUGAGAUUGAAAAGGCAAGAGAAAUUGCUGAAAGGGCAUUGAAAACUAUCAAUUUCAGAGAAGAACAACAGAAGUUGAAUAUCUGGAUUGCAAUGUUAAAUUUGGAGAAUUCGUUUGGUGAUGAGGAAUCCUUAGAUUCCGUUUUCAAGAGAUCUUGUCAAUAUAUGGACGCAUACUCUAUGCAUCAAAAACUAGUUGCGAUCUACAUUGCUUCUCAGAAAUAUCGCAAAGCAGAGUCAUUAUUUGGCACACUAUGCAAGAAAUUUGGGGCAAAGCAUCCUAACGCUUGGGUUUCUUAUGGUAGCUUCCUCAUAGAUAGGGAUAACAAUGAAGAAGCUCACAGUGUUCUUGCUAAAGCUUUACAGAUACUACCAAAGAGAGAUCAUGUUGAUGUUGUCAGGAAGUUUGCACAACUGGAGUUCCAGAAGGGCGACCCAGAACAAGGUCGGUCCUUAUUUGAAGGUCUAUUAUCUGAUGUUCCAAAAAGAGUUGAUUUAUGGAAUGUUUAUAUUGACCAAGAAAUAAAAACGGAUGAUAAGAAAAAGGUCGAUGGUUUGUUCGAAAGAGUUAUUGAAAAGAAACUUACUAAAAAACAAGCCAAAUUCUUCUUUGCUAAAUGGUUGGAUUUUGAAGAACAGAAAGGCGAUGAAAAAUCACAGGAUUACGUUAAAGCCAAGGCAGCUGAGUAUGCCCAAAAACUCUCAAAGAAAUAAGCGUUCAAAGAAUGCUUUACCCUGAUAUAUAAUUAAAAUAGACAUAGAUAUUGUUAUUUUAGCCUAUUGACAUUAUCUUUCAUUUGUAUUUACUAAAGAAAAAGUUUUUCGUU